Molecule: messenger RNA, 1079 nt
Organism: Helianthus annuus (common sunflower)
Lineage: Eukaryota; Viridiplantae; Streptophyta; Magnoliopsida; Asterales; Asteraceae
Exons: 2
Coding region: 87-1079 (330 amino acids)
Source: RefSeq, a predicted model, not a curated record
CGUCUCCACGGCCACCACCGGCACCACCUCGUCUCCACGGCCACCACUGUCACCACCUCUUCUUCUCGUGCAAAAUAAGUUGCAUAAUGCCUAUCGAUAAAAGCUGGAUUGAUUCCCCACUUCAAUCAGCUCACUACCAGCAAGGACUCAGGUCUUUUAUCGCGAUGUGUGAAAGAGUGCUCCCCAACCAUAAUGAAGUUAGAUGUCCGUGUUCCAAAUGUAAAUGUUCCGGCUUAACAACCAUCACAAAAAUGAAACUCCAUUUGGGGCGUAUGGUUUUUUGGAAAGAUUACAUAAAGUGGGACUAUCACGGCGAAAAAUCUCGGCCUGCAGUUGUAGAAGUAGAAGUAGAUAAUGUUGUGCCACAGGAGGGUAUGGAAAACGUUAUUGAAGACAUUAGGGGGGAGCGUAUGGAAGAAGAUACAGACCGUAACCUGGAGAUGUCGGGUGGAGAAUCUAACGGUGUUGAUGACGAUUUUGAAGACAUAAUAAAGGAUGUUGAAUCUGAAUUAUAUCCUGGUUGUACUAAAUUUUCUUCACUUGACUUCUUAGCAAAGCUUAUGAAUCUAAAGGAGACGUCCCAUUGGACUAAUACUUCAUUUGAUGGUCUACUAAAGUUGUUGCAAGAAUCAAUGCCAAUAGGCAACAAGAUUCCCCCUACGCAUUAUGUAGUUAAGAAGAAAUUUAAGAAGAUUGGUUUGGAUUAUGAGAUGAUAGACGCGUGCGUAAAUGAUUGUGCUCUCUUCUGGAAAGAACACGAGUCGUUGCAAAAUUGUCCCGUUUGUAAUGAGAGUCGUUGGGUCGAUAAAGACACAAAAGGCACGAAGGUAGCUCGCAAGGUGUUACGAUACUUUCCUUUGACGCCUAGACUUCGGCGUUUGUAUUGUUUAAGGCACACGGCAAAAGAUAUGAUAUGGCAUAGUACCGGACGUUCAGAAGAUGGGACCAUGCGGCAUCCAGUUGAUGGAUCUUCAUGGCAAGACUUUGAUAGGAAGUACCCAAACUUCGCGAUGGAGCCACGAAAUAUUAGCGACGACAUACAGACCUUUAGCGUCCAAGAUUUAGCGGCGACUCAAUAG